Labeo rohita (rohu) is the source of this 2591-nucleotide messenger RNA. It is a transcript of the gene kctd15b, whose product is annotated as potassium channel tetramerization domain containing 15b. The transcript has 5 exons. Gene Ontology annotation, biological process: protein homooligomerization. Lineage: Eukaryota; Metazoa; Chordata; Actinopteri; Cypriniformes; Cyprinidae. The record is from RefSeq and is a predicted model, not a curated record. Gene Ontology annotation, molecular function: protein binding. Bases 702 to 1475 code for a protein of 257 amino acids.
UCAUUUGCUUUUAAUGGCCUCCAGGAAAUUUGCCAUUACAAUUCUCACAGACAUUAGAGCGCAGAGAGGAGCGCGGGGGGAAAGCGCCGCAUGCAUGAGCACCAGAUCCAGAUUUUCGCUUCGUAAAACGCAUACGCGUCUUUUAUCGCCACUUUAUCAACAAGUUCCAGUGCGCCUCCCGCUCCAGCGAGAGCGAAGAGAGACUUUGACUCGUUCAGGGAAGGAAAAUGUGUUGCCUUUGUGAAAGAGCCUGGGGGAAUAUUACAUCAGACGAAAUGACAAUGAUUAAAAUCAGCCUUUCUGCCUCUCCAAAGUCUCAGGAACGGCGUGGUGACACUUGCCUGAUGCGUAAACCGUUAUAUGCUGAACUUUAAACCCUCGCCGGCUAUUUUUACUUUGCGAAAGAAUCGAGGGGAAUAUCGGGUUUGCAUCUGUUCCAAUGAGUCUGCUCGGGUUUGAGUUAAUUGUCCUCUAAUCCUGUGGCCCCAGAGGCGUUUGCGCAGCCCCGAGCCAGAAUUCUUCUUUCGGCUCUGCUCUGAUUUAGAGACGGAUUAUUGGCUUCCUUCUGCCCAUAAGCAAAGCAGCACAUUCACCGUGGCCAAAACAGACAGUGGCGAGGCUGAUAUACGCGAGUAUUAAGAAAUAAGAAGAUCAAGAGGGGGAAGGAGAGCUCUGGUCUCCUGGAGAAGGAAGGGAGAAGCAUGUCACGCCUGUCUCUGACCCGGUCUCCGGUCUCUCCUCUGGCCGCGCAGGGGAUUCCACUGCCGGCUCAGCUCACCAAAGCCAACGCGCCCGUUCACAUCGACGUGGGUGGCCACAUGUACACCAGCAGCCUGGCGACCCUCACCAAGUACCCAGACUCACGGAUCAGCCGGCUGUUUAACGGAACCGAGCCCAUCGUUCUGGACAGUUUAAAGCAGCAUUACUUCAUCGACAGGGACGGAGAGAUCUUCCGCUAUAUUCUCAGUUUCCUGCGAACCUGCAAACUGCUGCUGCCCGAUGACUUUAAGGACUUCAAUCUCCUGUACGAGGAGGCGCGUUAUUACCAGCUGACCCCCAUGAUCAAGGAGCUGGAGCGGUGGAAGCAGGAGCGGGAGCAGAGGCGUCUUGCGCAGCCCUGCGACUGCCUGGUCGUCCGCGUGACCCCUGACCUGGGCGAGCGGAUCGCCCUCAGCGGGGAGAAGGUGCUCAUCGAGGAGAUCUUCCCCGAGACCGGUGACGUCAUGUGUAACUCGGUCAACGCUGGCUGGAACCAGGACCCGACCCACGUCAUCCGCUUCCCCCUGAACGGCUACUGCAGACUGAACUCGGUGCAGGUGUUGGAGCGUCUCUUCCAGAAGGGUUUCAGCGUGGCUGCGUCCUGCGGCGGCGGCGUCGACUCGUCCCAAUUCAGCGAGUACGUCCUGUGUCGCGAGGACAGGCGGAGUCAAUCCAUGAACACGCCCAUCAGGAUAAAGCAGGAGCCGCUGGACUAAAGACACGCGCUCAGGCCCUCGGCCCCUCGACACACACAUUUCCACACACUCACACACUCUCUCAGCGUUUAUACGGGGAAUGUAAUCAAACCGCACCAGAAACCCAAAGAACUCCAGCAGGAUCUGAGUCCCGCCCUGUUCCGCCCAAACCACCAAUCAGAGGACGUCCUCGCGCAUACGGAACGCAGGCUCCGCCCCUCUGCCGGCGCAGUGUGUGUCUCUCGUCGUAUCUCAUGACGAUCGCGGGGCCGGGGGUCGAUUUUUUUGGAUUUUCAUUUGGUCCUUGUUGUUUCUAAAGACGUUUUUCACUCCUUAUAGCACCAUGUUGUAUGCGGUUAGCAGUACUAGACUGGAGUUUUGUGUUUAUUUCUUUUGUUACAUGAAGGAUGAUGGGAGUGGCGUUCUGAAGGCAUUACGUUUCAGAGACUUUCCUGGCAGGAAAACGCUAUUACGCCCUCGGGCAGUCUGGGGUUUAAUGCGUUCGGCUGCUCAAGGUUUCUUUGUUUAAAGGAGCUGCAAGCAAACGUGGCUAUUUCUAAAGCCGGAGACAUUAAGCAUAUCGUUAAACAUCUGAAAUUUUUAUAAGCUCUCUAAUGCUCGAGUCAAAUGGCUUGUGAACUAUACGCCACCUAUACAAAGAGCCGUGUGUGUCGGGAACCAAAUGUAAGGAGCUCGAGGCAAAACAUUGGCAGAUAAAGACGUACGAUUGUGUCUGUAACCGUGCGUUUGCACUUAAAUCUGCAUCUCGAGAUCUCGUGAAAACAAGCCGCCCGCGUGUUUAAAGAUUCAGUGGAAAUAGACUCAAGUUGGAGCGCGCUGACAGAAUGAGGGUACUAACUAUGAUGCAUUAAUUUUUAAACCGUCUUUGUGAAUGAAUAAUGGUUAUUCAUUAGCCCAGUUUAUCAGGUUUCGUUGGAAGUUGUCCGAUUUCCAUUUUGACGUCAAAAAGUUGUCAGAUGCUGAGUAAAUGGAGGAUAUGUUGUGAAAAAGGUGCUUCAUUAGACGUGUGUACGCGAUCCAGUGUCCAAAUGCUCAGAGAGAAUCGACAUCAACCAAAUCUGUCUGAAAAAAAGAUAUUUGGAAAUAUAAAUCCAUUGCCAUAAGUUUGAUUAAACA